UCCGGGGCAUGUUUGGCUCCCGGCGAGCAGCGCGCGCCCGGGGGGCGGGGGCAGUAGAGCGGGUUGUCCGGAAGGCGGAAGUGCGGAGGCUUCCGGGCGGCGUGGGCAGCGUGUGGCGUCUGAGUUCCUGGGUUUUCUCAGGUAAACUAUGGCUAAAAGUUUACGGAGUAAGUGGAAAAGGAAGAUGCGUGCUGAAAAGAGAAAAAAGAAUGCCCCGAAGGAGCUCAGCAGACUGAAAAGUAUUCUUAAAGUAGAUGGUGAUGUUUUAAUGAAAGACAUUCAAGAGAUAGCAACAGUGGUGGAACCCAAACAUUGUCAAGAGAAAACGCAAUGUGUGGUGAAAGAUGAAACAGAUGACAUGAAAAUGGAGACUGAUAUUAAGAGAAACAAAAAGACUCUUCUCGACCAGCAUGGGCAGUACCCCAUAUGGAUGAACCAGAGGCAAAGAAAAAGACUGAAAGCAAAGCGAGAGAAAAAGAAGGGGAAAAGCAAAGCAAAGGCCAUGAAGGCAGCAAAGGGUUUGGCCUGGUAGACUCUUAAAAACUUGAAAAGUGCCACAUGGGACGGAUCUUUGAUUAGAAUGUAUACAUUGAUUUCAGCUUCCACCACAUGAAAAUUUUGUUUCCAUUUUUUAACUUGGCCUUUUCCUUCAGUUCAAGCCCAACGUAACUCCUCAAAUUUGUGGUGGUAACUUGAAUAAAAUAUUUUCUUUGAUGAAUGAAAGCUACACUGAUAUUUUAAUUGAAUGCUAUCCAGUAUGCAGGGAUUAUCAGACAUCAGAAUUCUCUCAAGUAUUAAUGCGGUUCUAAUUGUUUGGUCUUAGAAAGAUAAAACAUGAUAUUAUGCUGAAAAAUUUGUGCUAACUCAGAUUUAAAGUAAAUUAUUAUGUAUCAUGUGAAAAUGUUGGUGAAUUGUGUAAGCAGUACUUGUUUGGGGUUUUGAUUUUGUAUCAUUCAGAAUAAGAGAUACUCUGUCUAGAUCUUAAAGAUCUAUUCUUUCAUAUAUCCUUAAGGUUUCCUAGUAGUAGGGAAGACCAGAUUCUUCAGUUAAAUUUUUUAAAAAUCUUAAAUUUUUAGGUAGAAUAUCGACAUGUACAAAUUAUUAUGCUCUUUUUAGGAGAUUAGAACAUUUUGGGGACUAGUUUAAUGUUCUUCAAUUUUUAUAUUAUUCUCAGAGUAUGGUUCUCAGAAUUAGCCUUUCUGGAUGUGUGGUGAAAAAAAUACAUGGACACGUCCGUUUGGGAAAUGAUACAUACUUGAAGAUUCAAAAAAAAAAAUGUUAGCUUAGUACAGGCAUAUCUCGGAGAUAUUGCAGGUUCAGUUCCAGACCACUGCAAUAAAGUGGACUAUGUGAGUUUUUUGGUUUCCUAGUGCGUGUAAAAAUUAUGUUUACACUAUACUAUAGUCUAUUUUGCAGUAGCAUUGUAUGUAAAAAAAUGAUAUACAUACCUUAAUUUAAAAAUAAUGCUUUGGAAAAAUGGCGCUGAUAGACUUAUUUGACAGAGGGUUGCCACAAACCUUCAAUUUGUAAAAAAAAAAAAAAAAGCAAUAUGUGCAAAGCACAAUAAAACGAGAUAUGCCUAUAUAGUCGUAUAGAGAUAUAGCAGACUUUUCCAGGUGCCAGAGGCCCAGGGAACAAGACAGGGUGUCUGCCCUCAUGAGUAUGUACUCAGAAGAGGUUGUUAGCUUCAGAGAAAACCAAGUUAAAAGUGAGACCUCUUAGAAUAAGGUCACUUAGUCAUCAGGACACAAAUUUUGUACUGGGUAUGCUGCUAGGCUAGGACACAAUAUAGAGAUAAAUAGGAAACGACCCAAAUCUUUUAGGAGAUUUGAAGCUCAAAUUUAAUGCUAGUAAAAUCUUAGUAUUAUUUUAUAUAAUAGACUUUUCUCAAUCCGUUCAGUGGUUAGUUCACCAAAGAGUGGAUUAUUUUCAAAUACUUACGGAAGCUAAUAGAAGAUGUGAGUUGGAAAGUUCAAAGAAGUUCAUGGCUUUCUUUUGCCUUUUGGUAUAAUUUUGAACAACAGAGUUUGUGAGAAGGCAAAUACAUAAAUAUUCAUGAAAUAAAAAGUUGCUAACAUUAUCUAAUUAAGCCAUGAUAAUAUCAGCCUAAUAAAAAGGGGCUAAGUUGUUUACCUUUUUUUUUCCCGUCGUAGGAAUUGUCUACAUCAGUGAUGUUACACACUUGGUGUUUAUUUAAAAUUUGGCAGCAUUGUUAGGUAUGUUUUUGCUGGAUUUUUGAGGUCAAAAGCCAGUGCCAGGGUCAUGUUCAUGUUUUCUGAGGCUGAUAACCUCCAGUUUGACUCCAACAGAAAGUAGUAGCUUUGAGCUUUCCUCUAGGGCCUUUCAGUGACGUUCGGCUAUUCACUUACGUUUGUCUAGUCAUGAACUUUGUAUAGUCAGGAUUUAACUUAAAAGUUAACAAAAUCAAAACUCAGAAUACCACUACCAAAAAAUGUAUUUGAGAAACAUAUUCUGAAGUGCCCUGUGUCCUCUGGCAAGUUGGCUGUUAGAGAGAAAUUGUCUUGCGUAGCUUGUGGUGGGGGCCUCUGAGAUCACUGAUUUCCUGAAUCGUGUGGCCAGUGGGAUUCUUCCUACCUCCAAAUUUUGGUGGGAAAUUUAGACUACCAUUCCAAAAUGAGUGCAGCCUGUGAUCACUUCUUGUUGCUUUUUUCCUGAAGUUUCUAAGUUAAGAAGUAAAACAUAGUCCUUUAAUCUCUUAAAUGAUUAGCUUAGCUUCAUAAAAUUUGUCAUCUCUUUAUUUGACUGAUGUUUUCCAGAGAAUUCUGUAAAACCACCAGAUGGAGCUCAAGCUAAGCACUAAAUCAUUUUUUGGAAUUAGAUUGAGUGGGCUAAAUCACAUUAGGGAUUGAAUGUGACAUUUUAUUUUAUUUUUGAUUUUUAAGAAAUUGAAAUUAAAAUAUCAUCUAAGGAUAAUCAAAAUUGCCUUCAUUUAUUGGUUGCUUUGCAUAUCAGGACUUGGUCUAAAUUAUUUAAUCCUAAACUCUUCAAUCAAAGUAUUAACUCAUUUAAUCCUCCCAGCAAUCCUAUGAGUUUGGUACUGAUGUUAUCUCUAUAUACAACAGGGGAAACUGAGGCACACAGGCUGGAAUUCAAAUUCAGAGUCAAGCUCCAGAACCUAUACUCUUACAGUGCCAUUCUGCCUCUCAAGGGUGUGGAAACCCUUGCUAAGAAAAAAUGUAGUUUUAGGGUAGAAUACUUACUUUUGGUUCAAUCUAUUUGGGGGGCUCAGGAUCAGAUAAAAAGUAGGUUUCAGAAGAGAAAUGAUUUAUAGACCCUUUCUCAAAUCUCUAGGCCUAGACCAGACUGGAGUUCCUGUGGUAGCACGCCCUUAGAAUGGGAUGACCCCAUCCUAAAGCUAUAGCCCACAUUCAGUGGUACCCAAGCUGCAAAUCAGAGAAGAAAUGUGAACUGCAGUUGAAGCUCUAAGGUAGAAUCAAGUGGUUUUGACUACAUCUUUUUUCUAAUGUCACAUUUUAGGUACAUUUCCCCCCUAGUAGUUCACAUGCUGCCUAGAAUAAAGAUGCAGCAGGAUAUAUUUGCUUAUGAGGAAAUCUGAAUAUUUUCAAAAUUUGGAUCAGUAUAUCUGGCGUAUGAUUCUUAGGAGUUGGAGAAAAAAUAACUGGCUAUAAAUGACUUGAUUUAAAUCUCUGAAAUGGGCUGGUGUUGAUGGUGAAGGUAGUGGGGUAGUGGUGUGCAGGAGUAGUGAAGUGCUAGCCGCAAAAUAGAAUAAAUAGGAGGAAUCUAAAGAGACCUCAGGGAAUUCCCAAAUUUAUAAAUACUACAGUUGAGAUGCAGAUGAUGGGCUGUUGACUCAGCUUAGCAGCUAAGCGACUAACUUCUGUUGCCACCUGGCAGAGUGAUUCACAUUCACGGGAGGCACAAAAUACGAAGCUUUUUCCCUGUAUUUGCCAGAAUAUAAAAACACCCUUGCAGCAGGCACAUACCGGUUUAACAAGGAAGUGUCGAGGGGGAGCAGGGAGCUGUUAAAUACUCAACAUCAGGUUAAGGCCACUGUUGCUCCCAGGGCCCCAUCAGGCAGCAGGAGGGCCAGGGCGAGGCUUACGCCUGCUUACAAGACCCCCUAAACCUGACACAGUUGAACGCCAAGAGUCUCCUACAUCUGUUUUAGAAUAGGAGAAAAAUAGGAUGUGAUGUCACAUAGGACUCAUUUGCUAGAAUAGUAGUAAUCAACAUUUAGAGAAUGCUUACUGUGUUAACCGCUUUACCUGUAUUAUUUCAUUUAAUCUGUAAACAGUACUGUGGGAUCCGAGCUCUUAUUAUCCAUGUUUGUAGAGGAGGAAACAGCUUUGUUGAGGUAAGUGAAGUUGCCCAAAGCUAUGCAACUAUUAACUAGUGAGCAAGACUGUCCUAGGGUGUAGAAUGAAUGUGUUUGAUGGGAAGCUUCAGAGACAGGUUUUGAUUCAAUCUAAGGAAGAACCUUCUAACUGAAAUGUUUGUUGGGUGGUGGCACGAGCAGCCUUCGGAGGACUAUCCUGUCAGGCUAAGACUGGACAGCCACCUGGUUGGAAUGUGGCAGAAUGGACUCAGAUAUUGGACUUGGACUUGGAGUAGACAGCUGGUGAAGUCCUUGCCAGCUAAGAAGUGCCUUGCAGGAAGUUGUCACUUUGAAAUGUGCUGAUUUUGCCCUUAGUUUUUGGGCACCCCGUGACUGCAGACUUAAGUAUCUUUUUGGUGGAAAUAACAAAAUCUGAAAUCUCCUUAAAUUCGUUAAUGUCUUUUAAGUCUGGUAUUCAUUCCACUAAGUUCCACUUUAAAGUAUGGAAAAACGUUAUGAACAUCUGCUUUAAACAACGAAUGGGGUGAAGUCCUUUGCAUUUUAAUUUAAAGAACAGCAUAGUUUUAUAAUACAUUAGGUGUAUAAUAUGCAGAAUGUAUUUAAUUUCCUAAAGCGAUGAUUUGUCUUGGCAUUGUGCUAUCUUAUGAAACACUUUCUCAUUCUCACAUUGUGUCUUUUUAGUUUUCAAUAUCAGCAAAACCUUUAAAUAGUCUUAGUUGGGUGUUGUGUAUCACUGUACAGUAACUGCUAGUACAUAUGGUAUUUCUGAUCCAUGUAAUAAAGUACAUUUGUCAUGUAUCUUGUGAUCUGCAUACCUUUCAGCUGUUACUUCAUAAAUCUGUUCCAUCAGAGAACUGCUUUGUAGAGCAAUGGUUGAAGCUGCUUUUAAUAAACUAAU
Hippopotamus amphibius kiboko is the source of this 5216-nucleotide messenger RNA. RefSeq names its product LLP homolog, long-term synaptic facilitation factor (gene LLPH). Gene Ontology annotation, cellular component: nucleolus. The record is from RefSeq and is a predicted model, not a curated record. Bases 149 to 532 code for a protein of 127 amino acids. Gene Ontology annotation, molecular function: RNA binding. The transcript has 3 exons. NCBI's taxonomy places the organism in Eukaryota, Metazoa, Chordata, Mammalia, Artiodactyla, Hippopotamidae. Gene Ontology annotation, biological process: dendrite extension.